Canariomyces notabilis is the source of this 829-nucleotide messenger RNA. Its product is annotated as RNA polymerase Rpb6. Gene Ontology annotation, cellular component: RNA polymerase I complex; nucleus; RNA polymerase II, core complex. The transcript is spliced from 4 exons. Bases 66 to 560 code for a protein of 164 amino acids. The record is from RefSeq and is a predicted model, not a curated record. NCBI's taxonomy places the organism in Eukaryota, Fungi, Ascomycota, Sordariomycetes, Sordariales, Chaetomiaceae. Gene Ontology annotation, biological process: tRNA transcription by RNA polymerase III; transcription by RNA polymerase II; transcription by RNA polymerase I. Gene Ontology annotation, molecular function: DNA binding.
CGCUCGCGCAUCUCGAAACACAUCAUCAGUCUCACAGAUCCCGUCACCUCAACCAGUCCAGAAUAAUGUCUGACUACGGCGACGACGACCGUGAGCCUCUCGGCGACGAGCCCGCCUUCGACGAGGAUCCCGAUGAGUACUACGAGCCGGAGCCGGAGCCCGCCGACGAGGACGACGAGGCGGCGCGCGCGCCCGAGCACGAGGGCGAGGGAGCAGCACUAGCCGACGACCACCAGGGGGCCGUCGUCACCUCGGGCGACCCCAACGCGGCCGCUAACCACGGCAAGGGCAACGAAAAGUCGCACAAGGACAAAAAGAUCCCCAACGACCAGCGCACGACCACCCCGUUUAUGACCAAAUACGAGAAGGCACGCAUCCUUGGCACGCGCGCGCUGCAGAUUAGCAUGAACGCGCCUGUCCUCGUGGACCUAGAAGGCGAGACAGAUCCCCUGCAGAUUGCCAUCAAGGAGCUGAGGGAGAAGAAGAUCCCCCUGAUCGUCCGCCGGUACUUGCCGGAUGGAUACUACGAGGACUGGACGUGCGAGGAGCUUCUUCAGUGAAGACUGCGCCGUUUGUUUGGAGUGAAAUAAAGACGAAUAAUGUACAGAAAAUCAAUUAAUUCAUUAGCGAGGGCGUUGGGGUAUUUCCUUUCGUUGCCUGGGACGGGGUGAAUUGCCCUGGAUGUCCCAUUUGUCCUUUUCUUCAACACUACAGAUGCAGGGGGGAAAUGAUUCGAGGUUCUUUGGUUUCCGAUCCCUCGUUCUACGCACUCGUAGGCAAGUCGCUGAGUCUUGUUAGUUGGAUGAAGGGUGAGAGGGCAGGUGUGAGA